AGAGCAUCAGAGGCCUGCCGGGCUCCGCGGUGUGCAGAGACCCUGAGAUCUUGGGCCGCCACAUCCGGAUCCCGGCGGGCGGUGGUGCAUGGAGCCCGGCGGCCUAGCUCCGCUUGGUCUUGAGAGUCGGGCAGCAUCGAGGACAGUCUUUGUAACGGCCAGGCAUGAAGAUGGCUGUGUUGGACCUUGGGUCUUUCUUUGCCAAAAUCUUCAAGACCUCGACGGCGCCCCCCGCCGUGCCCUCGCCGGUCGCCUCCACCGGGCACUCCGGGGGCGCUGCCGCCGCGGGGUCUGCUGGCUCCGCCUCUGGGACCUCGCUGGGCGCCGUCCAGACGCCGACCCUCUUCCCGGCCCUCGUUCCAGACGCCCCAGCGGUGUCGCGGGGGGCGCCGGCCCAGCUGCACGCUCCGCUGUCAGUAUCCUAUCCCAGGGUGUUGACUGCGAGCCGCGCGACAGAGGCGGUAGGAACCCCCUUGUCAUUGCCCGGUAGCCCCAGAGCGGCCAAAGUCCAGCCCCUGCCCUUACCCGUGCCCCCCACUCCCUCCGGCGGCGGCUGCGGCGUCGCAAGCUCCGCCACCCACCUCGCAGCCCCAGCGCGGCCGCUCUCGGGCCCCGGAGGGGUCUGGACCGCGCUGCCAUCGGUCGCGGGCGCAGGGAGCAGCAGCUGUGGGGUCGCGAGCCCAGGGCACUCUCGGCGGCCCCCGGCUCCCAGCGAUCGCCAGCCCAACAUCGGGAUGGCCCCUGGGCCCGGCCCCAAAACCCUGUUCUUCACCCUGCCGGACAUCGGCGAGGAGUGGGCCUCGGACGGCGACUCGGAGGACAGCUGCUCCUGCUCGGAGGACGGCCCAGAUGGAAGAGGACUGUCAGAAGGCGCUACAAAGCACAGUUUUCCUGCGAAAGGCAAAGAUCCUUUACCUUCGCAUUUUACAAGGAAUGUGCAGAAAGCCAUUGAUAAAUACACCUGCACGUCCCCCUUGUCACUGUCAUCCAGCGGAAGGCGCACGCCCACAGAGGCCCACAACCCCUGGUCUGGCUCUGCCACACACAGCUCAGCCACCGACUUGUCCACGGAGAGGAGCUCAGUGUGUUCUUGGAGAGAUGAUGAAUUUGACAAAGCAAAUGCACAGAAAGUGCAACAGUUAUUUUGGGAGGUCGAGGAGAUGCUGUUUGAAGGGAAAGUGACUCUUCAGACCCAGAACCUGCUGGCUGAAUGCAGCGAGUGGGCACAAAGGUCCCUCCAUCUGAGAGUAUUAGGAAGACAGCUCAUCUUGCCAACUGAUGAAGGGUUCCAACAUUUCCAGGGCAGCGUGCCCUGCUGGCCAGUCCACAAACCCUUGCCUGAUGUCUGUGAGCACAACAGCAACAUCAAAGAGUUGUACAUCUCGGGCUCUCAAAUCAUCCCUGUAGCACUCCCCGCCUCUGCCCCGCUGGGCCCUGAUGGCACAGAGAUUGAUGACCGAAGGGCAUGCUCAUCCCAGGAAGAAGAGGUUUAUGAUGUGGAUGGGAAGAUUGAAGAGUAUUUCGCUUUUGACAGAAAAGAAGAUGAUGAUGAAUGUCUUGAACAAAACCCAGCUCACCAUGGUCGGAAGCAACAUAAACACGGACUACCUCCCAUUUCUCCUCAUGACUGUAUCAAAGACGCUGUGGUGGCAGAAGUGUUUGAUCACGUAUGGACCAAUAUGAUAGAAAUAUUGGAAGAUAUGAUCAGGAAAAACUGGGAGACUACACUCACAGAAGGAAAAAAACCAAAAGAAAAGUCGAAAGUAGCUGGAAAUCGAUCUCCACAUACACUCACUGCCCGUGGUGGCACCGAUGUGUCGAGUGUUCCCCUAUCCAGAAGUUCCGACACUCGCAGCCUAACCCUGCCUUCCCAGCUUCCCCCGCCCCAGAUUCAUCGCUUCUCCAACAAUUUGUACAGUGAUUUGAAUGGUGUGAUGACAAUUCAAGCAAAACCACUUCAGCAAAGACCUGCUUAUUUGGCAGACAGAACCCAGAAUGAACAAGAGGACAAAGCAUCAGGUGUGGGGACCAGUGCUGUUUCCUCUUCACGGCAUCGGCCGGGACGCAUGGCAGAUACUCGUGGAUUACAGACUUCUGCAAAGAAACCACCAGUGCAUAGGAGGCUGCCUUCUCUUACUGCAGAUUCACAGAGAAUAAAAACCCCCAAUGUGUCCAGUGAUGGAGUCCUCAGGGGAACAAAGCUGCAGACGGGCAUAGACCAUGUGUCUGCUCCUCCAGUUCAGACCUCCCGGAACAGGUUACCUCCGAUAGGCUCAGAAACCAGGGAGCAGAGCACAGCGGUUCCUGGAUCCCGCCCUGUUUCUUACAGGGGACGGCACAUACACAGCCGCGUGUUAAGUGCGAUGCCUGACAGCAUGGAGAGAUCGCCCCUUCGAGAAAGAACGGUGACCCUGGAACAGCUUUCGAGGCCCAGCACCACUCAUACGUUCCGGCCAUUGGAUACGCCUCGAAAAGGUUCAUUGACACCGAUGGAAUUUGCCCGACACACAUGGACAGGUCAAAGUAUUUUGACAGGUUCACAGUAUCUGCCGAAAUCUUUUCAAAGGACAACUUUGACUUCAAGAAAGAGAUUCCAAGUGGCGUCCUGAUGUGACUUUCCCAGUCCUACAGCCCUGACUGGAGCAUGCAAAGGCUCAGCACUCCAUUCAUCAUGUGAACAAUGGAAGAACCAGUGUUAUGCUGUGUAUCUGUCUGACUGUCUGAGAAUGUGCAAGAAAUAUAAAUAAACCACUUUAACUUUGCAUUGUAGAGAAUAAAAGACUCACUGACCUUUU
This is a messenger RNA of Oryctolagus cuniculus (rabbit), 2795 nucleotides long. It is a transcript of the gene FAM149A, whose product is annotated as family with sequence similarity 149 member A. NCBI's taxonomy places the organism in Eukaryota, Metazoa, Chordata, Mammalia, Lagomorpha, Leporidae. The record is from RefSeq and is a predicted model, not a curated record.